CUCUCUCUCUCUCUCUCUCACUGUCCCGUUAUUGCGGCUUCCCGUUCACAUCGCUUUGUUUGGUGCCGGAUUGGGGAUGAACGAGCGGAUGCCUUGAGCGAGCGUCCUCUCUGUUCGGAUAUUCGCUGAGGUUCUCGUGAGGACCCUCGCGGUUGGUGCCCUUCAGAUGUAUGAACGGUGACGGGAUUUAACAGGAACCCGGAUUCGUUUGAGGGAUUUGAGAUUUUGGGUGGUUUUGUUGAUGGAGAGCAGACUGAUUGAUAAAUGCGGGGACUAUUGAGACGUGGUGGAGUUUGGGGGCGGGAGGGUGUUCUGAUUAGUGAUGCGAAGGAAUCGAGGGUUGCUCUACUUAAUUUCAAAUAAGUUGUGAUUGGUGUGAUUUUUGUGAUUUUCGAGGGAUUUUCGUGGAUUUGGGGUUGGUGGGGUCAGGAUGAUCCGGAGGGGAAGAGGAAGGUGAGGGGGAGGGAGAAGGAGAAGGAGGAGAGAGGGAGAGAGAGAGAGUGUGUGUGUGCGUGUGCGGGAGGGAGUGGGAUUGAGAGCCCAUGGAGAGCAAGGAGGAUCAGUUAUUGGGUUCGGUGAUCGCCAAUCACCUGUUUCUGUCGCAAUUUGAGCUCUUUCGAGCAUGCUUGUUGACAUUGAGCGUGCGAAGUCCUGGAUUGGCGCGUGAUAUCUACCAAACGGUGAUUAAGAAGAUAUGGACUUUGAAGGGGGUGGUGUGGUCGGAGAGCGUACCCUCCUCUGCGCACAUGGCUUGGCUUUGCCUCCAGGAGCUGCACGCUAUGGAGGAAAAGCUUAUGGAUGACACCAAUCGCGGAACAACAAAAACUGAGGCACAGACAGAGGAUGAUCCCUUCGAGGCAGCAUCAGCGUCGUCGUCCCCGAUGUCUAGCUUACCUGAAUUUCGAGGCAACCAUUGGCAAUUUUACUGCCGUCCUGUUUAUGACUGCAUCGAAUUUUUGCUUCUCCUUGAAUUUAUUAAGCAGCACGUGGUCGAGAAUGGCACGACAAUUGCGAAGGAGUUAUCGGGAAGUACAGGUUUAGAGAAAAAUGGUAAUGUGUCAACGUCGGAGACAGCACCUGCAAUCAAUAAGACCACUGAUGAUGGGAGUCCUCCGGAUGAAAGAGCUGGACUUCGGCUUGUUCGAAAAGUCGCUGCAGCAGGACUAGAGCGGCUCGAUCGGUCAAUUAGAUUUAUUACAGGACAUGGAUCAGAAGGUGGAAACAGGGAUGACAGAUUGAGUGAAGCUCAGGGUGGAGAUGGGGAUGCUGAUAGAGCUGAAUCUUCUGGCUCUGCUGGCUCUUACGAAGAAGUUAAGGAGUCGUUUACAGAAGUGGACAGGAAAUGGCUACGGCAUCUGACUCUCCGUCAACCAGAUCUUCUCGAUGCACUAUGUCAGAAUAUAGCUCGACAACAGCAGGGUGGCUCCAGGGUUCAGGUGGACCUUCAAAGGGAGUCGGAUGCAGAUUUAAGUACAGAAUCGUCCAGGAACAGGGUCGAUGAAGGGCCUGAAGAGGAUUCUGCAAGAACAGACUUCACCUUACUAAGCACGCUUGAACAUUUUGAGUUGGGGUCAGACAUUCAAAGGGAAGUACAACAAGCACAUCUUAAUCAAAUAAUGGAAGAUGCUGAAGGGGGCCAAUUGCUCAAGGCCAUAAGUCACUUGCGAUUUCUGCACGAAGAUUUUGGAAUUGCAAAAACUGAUUGCAGUGGAGCAAUUCACUCGAUUCUGAAAGAAGCAAAAUUCUUGGCGCGGGAGCAACAUGAUUCUAUUCUUCAAGCCAUUUAUGAGUGCAGUCUCUCUUCUGGGAGCAUACUUCUCCCAAAACUUAUAGAGUCUGUUCAAGAUGACAUGCUUCGAGAAGAACUGGAGCAAUUUAAGGCAUCACCCCAGUUGUUGUACCCUCCACCGUUGGAACGACUACACCAACGUCUGGAGCAACUGCGACAGGGUAGUUCUUCUGGGUCAGGAAGUUUUGCAAUGACUGAAACCUCAGCUGUUCGGACAUGUUUAAGAGAACUCUAUCAAUAUGCGCGUGUUGAUGGUGCACAUGUGCUGGAACUAGUGGUGAAGGCAGCACUUGCUUCCGUUAAAGACCGCCAAUUGCAGAAAGUUGCAGAUAUAGUGACCCCAUUUCCACGACUUCAACCAUUGGUUGCCGUCAUGGGUUGGGACCUCCUGCCUGGUCAUACCAAAUCUCGUCGCAAGCUGAUGGAGCUACUUUGGAAUAGUAAGAUAAAACUUACGGGACAUUCUCAUGGAAGAGCUGCAGAUGAGGUCUCAUGUGUGGACCAGCUCUGCGAUCAGCUAUGUUAUCGUUUGGAGUUGGCAUACUUUGCUGCUCGUUCAAUCAAAGGCGUAGAUGGUCAGUCGGCUAGCACAAGAAUCUUCAACAAGGGUGGUCGCCCUAAAGUGGAGGAUAUCGAAGGUCCUGCUGAUCCUUUUGUGGCCAAUCUAGUUCUUGAACGGUUAACUCUUCAUUCUCCUAUUCGGGUUCUUUUUGACGUCGUUCCUGACAUUAAGCUCACCGAAGCUCUAGACCUGGUUAAACUGCAGCCAACUGGCUCAUCCGUUGAAGCCUACCGACAAAGACACCUUGAUUUGGAGCUCUUACACAUGCACUACGGUUUACAAGCUAUAGUACUUGCUUUGAAUUCCGUGGAGGUUUCUACGGAUAACGACCAAUCGGAGGAGGCAAAGGCAUAUGGAGCAGUCAUUUAUUUACAGCAUCUCCGAGAACAUUUGGAUGCUAUUACAACGCCUGUCCGUCGGGUGUUUAUGAUGGGCAUCAUAGUUUCGCUCCUGCAUAUGGAUGGUAUUACAAUCCAAGCUCCUACUAUGAACGACCCGUUUAUUUUGGAGCCAAGAGAUACUAACUCAGGAGAAGGAGAGAAGUUAUCCGCGAUUGCUUUCAUUCAAAACAUUUUGACAAUACUUCAGCAGUGCAUGCCGGCUGCCGGUUUAGAGUUGGAUACAAGGGGUCCUUCUACUAGUAGAAUUGGCUUGUCUAGGAAGGUCAACAUUCAAAGCUUUAGUUUUCCUAGCAGAGCAGCCAAAAAAGCCUGGUUGAAGCAAUUAGAAGCCUUGCAUCUAUUCGUUGAUGAUUGGAAUUGGAGAAUUGGAGUAUUGCAGCGCCUUACUUCAUCUUCUCAGCGACCUUGGCAAUGGCGAGAAGCCUUGGCAGUUUUGCGAGCAGCCCCUUCUACAAUACUGAACAUGUGUGUUCAGAGGAAUCAUUAUGACCUGGGUCAAGAGGCGGUGCGUCGCUUUAAGUUAUCUCCUGAAGAAGCAGCUUCCUUGCAGCUUGCUCAAUGGGUUGAUAGUGCUGUAUCGAGAGUGUCGGUGGAUGAUGCUAUUUCUCGAGUCGCAGAGGAGUUGUCAACUGCUGAUGACAACCUUGAUUUCACUGCUCUCCAAGCACCUCUAGCGCCUCUUGCCACUGUUCUACUCUGUGUUGAUGUUGCUGCAACUUCGGUGAGGUCAGUUGACAUGGCGAGACGUCUUCUUGAUCGGGCUCGUGUCCUUCUAUCUCAAAUUCAACAGGCAGGAGCAAGAGGUCAAGGGCCUGAGCAACGACAGGAGGUCUGCAUGGCCAUGGUGGCUAAACGCACAGUUAUCCGGCUGAAUGAACUUCUUGAACAGGACAAAGUCGGGGCUCUGCAACUUGUGUUGUCUGGUGCAGACAUGGUGUCAAUGUCAGGGACUGAUAGUACUCGUCAAGUCUUCCGACAGAGGGCUCUUGCCAUUCUGCAACAAACUAUAGAAGAUGCCUUCAAAGGAAAACGUCAAUUUUUAAGUGGGAAGCUGCAUAAUCUUGUUAAGGCACUGGCAGAUGAGGAGGGUGAAGACUCAUUGAUUGGGCCGUAUGUGGAAGGGAAGUCAUUGCUUGGACCUGAACACAGUCUUGGCUUGGGACUUGGAUUACGAGUUCCGUCAAGGCACGGCUCCAAAACGUCAACCUCGAGUGCAGGGUCAGUCUCAAGGGACUUUACCGAUGAUAACGUUUUUCAAGUAGCUACUAAGGGGGCGAUGAAGCGUUUUCUUGGACCAUUGAGUAGCAAGCCUAUGGCAUAUCUAUCUGCCUUUAUACUAUACAUUGCAACUGUCGGCGACAUUGUAGAUGGUGUGGAUACCACCCAUGACUUCAAUUUUUUCACACUCAUUUAUGAGCGCCCUAAUGAUCUAUUGACAAGACUCGUUUUCGAGAGGGGCAGUGCAGAUGCCGCAGGCAAAGUUGCUGAAAUCAUGGGUGCAGAUCUUGUUCACCAGGUUAUCUCAGCGUGCGUACCUCCAGUGUAUCCUCCUCGUGGAGGUAAGGGCUGGGCUUGUAUACCACAGCUCCCAACACGUGUGGUUCAACCUGGCACUCAAAGGGGAGAUGUCCAUGUUGUGCAAACAAAUGCACAUGAGGAUGAGGAGCCUCAACUGUAUCCACUACAACUGGAUGUUGUGAAGCACCUUGCUACUAUUUCUCCCGUACGAUCAAUUCUUGCUUGUGUGUUUGGUCAAAGUUGUUUCACAACAAGAGCUAAUGAUCCAGCCAUAGCUAAUUCAAGUGCUGCGGUAGAUGCGGACCGUUCCUUCUUCGAUUUUGCCCUGGAACAAUCUGAGAGAUAUCCUACAUUGAAUCGGUGGAUUCAGUUGCAAGCAAAGCUACAAAGUCUGUCGGACGUAUCUACGUCUUCUCACAAGUUCAAACGAGAUGCAGGAAGAGAAGAUGAUAGAAAAGCGUCACUUAAACGUCCUCGUGAACCUGAUUUAGAAAAUUCACAUUUGCCAAUUGAUUCUGACCAGAAGGAUGAUUUGCCUGGAACUUCAGAGCUAGCAUCUGAAUGGAAUGUGGAAUCCUCUGCACUGAAUGAUCGUAGUUCUGCCUCGUCAACUUCUGGGGUGGCCAAGAAUGGACAACGCACGAGCUCAUAUUCUCUUAUGUUCGACUGGGAGAAUGAAGCUCCUUACUCUGAGGCAGUCCAAAGAUUGAUGGAGGAAGGAAAACUGGUGGAAGCACUAUCUGUCUCCGACAGAUGGUUGCGAGAUGGCGCUCCAGACGAGUUGUUACAGUUGUUGAUUGAGAAAGGGGAGGAAACUGGAUCAGAAUCUGGAAAUCAAUGGCAAGGAAAUAAUAGCAGUCACCCCUACAACAGCAGCUGGCAAUACUGUAUUCGUCUUCGGAACAAGACACUGGCUGCGACCCUUGCCUUAAAGUAUUUACAGAGAUGGGAUCUUGAUGCGGCUAUUGAUGUCCUCACCAUGUGCAGCUGUCAUUUGCCAACCGAUGAUCCUCUGUACCUUGAGGUAGUCAAGAAAAGAGAUACUCUUCAGCAGUAUGGUCGGAUUCAACGAGCUGACAACCGAUUUACCCAGUGGCAAGAGGUUGAAGCACUUUGUCAAAGUGAUCCUGAAGGACUGGCACUUCGUCUGGCUGGGAAAGGUGCCGUCUCGGCAGCACUUGAUGUUGCAGAGUCCUUCAAAUUGUCCAAUGAUUUGCGGAGAGAACUACAAGGUCGCCAAUUAGUGAAGUUGCUGACUACCGACCCCAUCAGCGGAGGUGGUCCUGCUGGCGGUUUACGCUUUUUGAAUUCCCUGCAUAAUCCUGAGGAUGCAUUGCCAGUCGCCAUGGCAGCAAUGGAGCUUUUGCCAAAUCUUCAGUCGAAGCAAUUGUUGGUACAUUUCUUUUUGAAGCGGCGAGUGGGAAGCCUAUCAGAGGAAGAACAUGCAAGACUGGAUCGUUUAGCCUUAGGCUUGCGAAUGCUUGGAGCUUUGCCACUACCAUGGCAACAACGUUGCUCUGCCUUACAUGAGCAUCCACGACUCAUCCUUGAGACUCUGCUUAUGGGGAAACAACUACGAGCUGCCUCUCAACUUCUUCAAGCAUUUCCAUCCCUCAAAGACGAUGAGCUGGUCAAAAUCUACGCUACAAAAGCUUUGACUGUUAGCAGUACUCCUCUUGAACGUCGAAGCUCAAUGUCCACCAUAACUGCUGCUAAACCACUCACUCGUUCUUCGACUCCCACUUCUGGGUCCAACUUCAAUCGUGGACUCAACACGCUGCAGAGACGAGCAUUUUCUUGGACACAGAGAGACACUGGAAAUAGGAUCUCCAAUCAAGAUAACAGUAGUCGCAAGAGGAAAAUAGCCGGAAUGCUUCCACCUUCUCAUAAGGCUGCAUGGGAAGCCUUGGCUGGUGUUCCUGAGGAUCGUACACCUACUGGGCUUACUGCCCUUGAGGGUUAUGAACGCCCAGCUCCUAUGACCAUUACCGAGGAAUGGGUUCUGACAGGGGACCAAAUAAAGGAUGAUGCUGUUCGUAACUCGCAUCGAUACGAAAGUGCACCUAGCUGCAUUCUUUUCAAGGCGCUCCUUGAGUUGUGCUCUUCAGAGGCGGUGGCAGCCAAAGCAGCUGUUGAUAUUUGUAUUGUCCAAAUAAAACGACAUCUCUCUUCUGAGCAGCUACCUCGUGCUACUUUCAACGAAUCUGCAGAGCGAGGUUUUCACGCUGCAGAUGCAUUUGUCCAGGCUCUGCAAUAUGCGAUAGGCCAACUAAGGAAACUGACUGGAAAGUCGGAUAAGCCACCAAACAGCCCCAGAACUGGAGACGGUGACUGCAGUGAGCCUUCGGAAUUAGGAGACACAGCAACAACAUCUACAGCAACCUCUGGAAAUAACACGGAUAGUUCAAAGGAAGCUCCUAAAAAAGACCCCAGUGAAGCAAUUAACCUUUCUGACGUUCUUGAGCAGGCAGAAAUUUGGCUUAAUCGGGUGGAGCUUUUGCAGACUCUGUUUGGUAAUUAUGUUCCAGCUUCUUUGGAUGACUUGAUCGACGACAUUGCUGCCGAACAGCUGCGGGGUCGGCUUAUUGCGGAUGAACGCUACAACUUGGCUAUCUUUAUGUGCACUAAAUGCAAGAUUAAUCCGUGCCUAGUUUGGGAAGCAUGGGGUUACGCGCUCCUUCGUAUUGAGCACUACGCUCAAGCAAGGGUAAAGUUCAAGCGUUGCUUGCAGUUACAUACUGGAGACCCAGCUAUAGUGGUGCGAAGAAUCAUUAUGGCUAUGGAAGCUGGACCGCCAGCAGAUUUGUAUGGUGCCCGCUCACUGUACGCACACAUGGCUAGAAGUGUAUCAACUUCUUCAGAUGACUCACUCUCAGCUGAUUCUUAUCUGAAUGUGUUAUAUGUUCCCUCAUUCAACAAACCUGAUAGGUCUCGUCGAUCAUCAGAAGAUUCUGCAGACAGCCAUCAAACCACCAAUCCACAGAUCAAUGGAGAUGACUCACCCCCACGCAGCCAUCUUGAUGAAACUCGCUAUGAAGAGUGUGUUCAUUACCUGCAGGAGCAUUGUCGCCAGGAUCUUUUGUCAUUUAUGUUUCAACACUGCCGUUAUACUGAAGCCUGCAACCUUUUCUUUCCUUUUGAUAGCGUCCCACCGCCUCCACUUCCAACUUCCUUCCAAUCUCAGACUCCUUCAUCUUCUCCUAAUAGGCCUGACCCUCUGGCCACUGACUACGGCUCAUUGGAUGAUCUUUGUGAGCACUGUGUUGCUUAUGGAGUUGUUCUAACAUUGGAAAGGGUUAUUGCUGCCCGAAUCAUUGAAUCUAAUAACCAAGAUUCACCAGUAGCUCAACAUACGGCUCAAGCUCUUACGAAGAUCUGUAAUUUCUUUGAAAAUCAUCGACACUUCAAUCAUCUGUACCGGUUUCAGGUUCUGAAAAAAGACUACGUGGCUGCUGGGUUGUGCUGUAUCCAGCUCUUUUUGAACUCACCCAAUCAAGAACAAGCCUUGCGUCAUUUAGAACACGCAAAGGUACAUUUUGAUGAAGGUCUAUUGGCACGACAGCAAUUGGGAGAGACAGCAAAAGGUGCCACAAAAGCACCUCGAGGAAAACUUCCUUCGCAGAAACUCACUGAAGAGGAGCUAAUCAAGUUCACAGCUCGAGUUGCCAUACAAAUUGAGGUAGUCCGCACAUUUGGUGACUCUGAGGGGCCACCGUGGAAGCACUCACUGUUUGGGAACCCAAACGAUGCAGAUACUGUCAAGCGGAGAUGUGAAGUUGCUGAGAAGCUUGUGGAAAAGAAUUUUGAUUUGGCGUUCCAAAUCAUAUAUGAAUUUAACCUUACUGCUGUGCACAUCUAUGCGGGUGUAGCUGCCUCCUUGGCAGAAAGGAAGAAGAGCAAUCAGCUGGCAGAGCUGCUGCGGAACAUUAAAGGCACCAUUGAGGAUGACGAUUGGGACCAGGUGUUGGGUGCUGCAAUUAAUGUCUAUGCCAACCGUCAUAGAGAACGACCAACUGGUUUGAUUGAUAAGCUUUCAAGUAAUCACAGAAAAGUGUUGGCUUGCGUUAUCUGUGGGCGCUUGAAGAGUGCAUUUCAAAUAGCAUCACGCAGUGAAAACAUAUCAGACGUGCAAUAUGUCGCUCAUGUGGUAACAUGCACGGCAGACGGGUUCUCUGGCAGUGGAAGAUUUGUGCAAGCAGUGGCUGACAUCCCACAGUUUGUAAACCUUUGUAAACUCCUCGUCAAUUAAUUAAUUUCUCGUAGAUACGUUUCCUUGUUUUCAUAUAUUCAUACCGGCAUUUCUUAUUUACGUUUCUGAAAUGUAGAACCGAUAAAAGCUUUGUUAGAUGAGAGUUCACAUGAGUUAUUGUCGCUGUAUAGAUAUUCUUCUUUUCCAUAUCCAUCGACCAAAGUUGUUGAGAAAGAAAAUUGCAGUACCAUGCUCAUUUCAAAAUAGAUGAGUGAUCAUUUGUAGCUUACCAGUCUCAUAUACUCAGAUCUUCCAAUGAGAUGAGGACUUUGGUCGUUAGAUUCCUGAUUUUUUAAUGGUGAAACGGGCCUCAGGUUCUGCUGUGAUUGAGCAAUUCAGCUGUGUUGGUUUAUUCAAUGUCAUAUCUUUUUUCAUAAAGCAUUACGUACUUGACAUUUAGUA
Physcomitrium patens is the source of this 8921-nucleotide messenger RNA. RefSeq lists its product as uncharacterized. The record is from RefSeq and is a predicted model, not a curated record. Lineage: Eukaryota; Viridiplantae; Streptophyta; Bryopsida; Funariales; Funariaceae.